Messenger RNA from Rhinocladiella mackenziei CBS 650.93, 1521 nucleotides. RefSeq lists its product as uncharacterized. Gene Ontology annotation, cellular component: membrane. Gene Ontology annotation, molecular function: transmembrane transporter activity. Gene Ontology annotation, biological process: transmembrane transport. The transcript is spliced from 4 exons. NCBI's taxonomy places the organism in Eukaryota, Fungi, Ascomycota, Eurotiomycetes, Chaetothyriales, Herpotrichiellaceae. The record is from RefSeq and is a predicted model, not a curated record. Bases 1 to 1521 code for a protein of 506 amino acids.
AUGUCUGGCGUCGCCAAUAUGCAAGAGCCCAUCACCAUGGCGAAAGAGAUGACGGUGGAGGGAAACGACAUUCAUAUGGAAAAACUGCCAGACCACGAACAACUCGUGGCACGCAUGAAUGCCCUUGAUCCCCCGGUGACACCGGCAGAGGAGAAACGGGUUAAGCGAAAGAUCGACAUGCGUCUACCACCUUUCCUCCUCGUCUUGUACAUGUUCACGUGGCUGGAUCGUGGAGCGCUGGGCAAUGCCGCACUGAUGGACAUCAAGACUGAUCUCAACAUGUCCGGUGAACAAUUCAGCUUGGCUGUCAGCAUGUUCUUUGUCGGCACUUGCGUAGCGGAUCUGGUCACCAAUAUCGGCAUGCGGUAUGUUCGACCCAGUCGAUACCUUGCGGGGGCGAUGGUUAUCUGGGGUAUCAUGGCUACACUCCAAGCCGUUGCCGGAGGUGCGGGAGGCAUGUAUGCUAUCAGAUUUUUCCUCGGUGUCUUCGAAGCCGCUUUCAUCUCAGGGGCUCCAUAUCUCACAACGGUCCUAUACCCUCACCAGGAAUGGGGCAAACGAAUCUGCGUCUAUCUCUCAGCAACCCCUAUUGCCGGUGCCUUCGGUGGCUGGAUUGCCUAUGGUGUUGCCCACAUCCACAGCCCCAGCAUUGAGAAUUGGCAAAUUCUCUUCAUCCUCGAGGGUCUCCUGACCAUCGUCUUUGGCAUAACCUGCCUCUGGGUCCUCCCCGAUCGUCCACACAACACGAAAUGGCUGACCCCCCGCGAGCGCGACGUGGCGGACUGGCGCAUGAUGCGCGAUGGAAACCGCACUCACGGCAAAAUUCAAUGGAUAGUCGUCCUCCAGCAGCUCAAAGACUGGCGCCUUUGGUUCAACAUCGCCAUCUACAUGUCGCAAGUCAUCUCAACCUACACAAUCGCCACCUUCACCCCCAUCAUCGUGAACACCUUUGGCUUCAAUAAAGUCAAGGCCCAACUUAUGGUGGCACCCCCUUACUGUGUCGCCUUCGUCAUGGUCUUCGUGGUAGGUCAUCUGUCCGACCAUCUCAAAUCCUGCUCCGGCAUCCUCGUCGUCAACGCCAUCAUCGCCGCCGCAGGUGACCUAAUGCUCGUCCUCGUCCCUGCCGAAUACAACAACGUCCGCUACGGGGCCACAUUUCUCAUCAUCACCGGCAUUUUGUCUUCCGUCACGCUCACUCUUGGCAACAUCACCAGCAACUGCUGUGGAGAUAUCAAAAAGGGCAUCGCCACCGGCUUGUACCAGUCCUUUGGCUCCACCAUGGGCAUUGCGACGGGCUAUCUCUUCCCUCAGAAAGAUGGGCCAGCGUACAAGACGGGAUUUUGGACAUUGUUCGCAUGUACGUGCUUCAUGGGUCUGGGCGCUUUGAUCGUAACGAUUAUCAAUGUCCGUGAUAAUCGCAGACGAGAUGCAGCGACCGGAAUCCCGCCUGUGGAUCGUGUGAUUAAUUUCGAUGAGGAUGGGUUGAUGGAACGACAUCCUCAUUGGAGGUGGUAUCCGUAG